AGAAACAGUGGGAGACAGAACUGAAGUUGCAUGUGGAUCACAAUCCCUGAGAUAGAACGGGAAUCGGACUGGAGAAUCCGCUCUGAGAAGCCACUUUCUCUACAUUCAACUGGGAGGGCUCAGGGAAGACCUGGAGGUAGAAAUCAUUUUCUUCUCCCUGAUAGGCUUAAUGGAUUGUUUAUGAUUAUUUAGGGAGACAGGUUUAAUAAACCUGAGUACAGUUACCUUCUGGCUAUCAGCAUACUCGCUGUAGCAGCCAGGAAGGUGCCCCUCACUCUCCCUUCAAGAGAAAACUUAUCUUCAGCUGCAAGGAGUACCGUGAACUGACAGCCUCUGGCUGUAGCACUGUCAGGAUCCUGGGCAGCCCGGCCAAUAGCUACACACCGUACUGGCACUUGGACAUUCUUGCACGGACUGCCAACCAGUCUUGUCCACAGCUUGUCUUGUCCACAGCCUGGGGGCCGGACCAAGUCACUUCUGACAUGGGCGCUCUUCCUUGGCUGCUUCUUUUCCUGCUACUCCAGGGAGCCAAAGGGAACUCUGGAGAUGAUGCUGACACCGAGGAAGUAGUUGCAGUCCUUCAGGAGUCCAUCAGCCUCCCCCUGGAAAUCCCACCGGAUGAAGAGGUUGAGAACAUCAUCUGGUCCUCUCAGAGAAGGCUUGCUACGGUGAUGCCAGGGAAAGAGGGACAGCCAGCGACCAUCACCGUGAUUGACCCUCACUACCAGGGUCGAGUGAGCUUCCUGGAGCCCAGCUACUCUCUGUACAUCAGCAAUGUGAGCUGGAAGGACGCAGGGUGUUACGAAGCUGAAGUCAACAUGAGGACUGCUCAGCUGUCAAUCACCCAACUGUACCAUCUACGCGUCUACCAACGGCUGUUGAAGCCCAGAAUCACUGUGAACUUUGAGAUCUCUGGGGAAGGUUCCUGUAAUAUAUCCCUGACAUGCUUUGUGGAGAAGGGAGGCAUGGAUGUGACCUACAGCUGGCUCUCCUGGGGGGACAGUGCUGGCUCAGCCCACGAAGGCCCCAUCCUCAGAGCAUCCUGGAGGCCUGGGGACAGUGCUCUUUCCUAUACCUGCAGGGUCAGCAACCCCAUCAGCAACAUCAGCUCCCAUCCUAUCCCUGCUGGGUCUUUCUGUGCAGAUCCUGGCUAUCCUGAGAAGUCUUCCACAGUCUUCUGCCUCCUGGCUAAGGGCUUGCUGCUCCUCUUGCUCUUGGUAAUUCUAGUGGUGAGCCUCUGGGUCAUCCGAGUCUACAAAAUGCCAAGGAUGAGGUAUCUCAAGAGAAACAGAAUGAGACUGAGGAAAAGGGGGAAGGCUGGCCCCAGCCCAGCCUGACCUGGGUCUUGACUCUGGCUUUUCUUUCCAGCCUUGGGGAUCUUCCGGCCAGGUGGGCAGAGGGGAAGCGGGGGUUCUCAGGGGUGGAUACUCAAAGGACCAUAUUUUCCAAGAGAAGACCACCUGGCAAUAAAAUCAAAUUAAGUACCCACUA
This is a messenger RNA of Marmota monax (woodchuck), 1491 nucleotides long. It is a transcript of the gene Slamf9, whose product is annotated as SLAM family member 9. Gene Ontology annotation, biological process: T cell activation. The record is from RefSeq and is a predicted model, not a curated record. The transcript has 5 exons. Lineage: Eukaryota; Metazoa; Chordata; Mammalia; Rodentia; Sciuridae. The coding region runs from base 483 to 1337 and encodes 284 amino acids. Gene Ontology annotation, cellular component: external side of plasma membrane.